AUGGAAAGCCUUCAAGUACAGCUUGACCAAAUUGAACAAGUUUUAUUAGAGGAAUUAGCAAAAUCAGAGGGAUCUUUACUUGAGAACAACUCUCUUUUAGAAUCUCUAAAUCAGAGCAAAGAAAAGGCUGAGAAAGUUGCAAAAGGAAUAGUCGAAUCCAAACGGCUCCGUGCUGAAAUUGACUCGAAACGUGAGGCAUUCAGACCCUUUGCUGAGCGUUGUGCUCAACUUUACUUUGCCAUACGUCCAUUAAAUAGUAUCAAAUCUUGUUAUCAAUAUAGUGUAAAUGAUUGUAUUGCUUUGUUUCGAAAAUGUUUUGAUUCUAAUAAUGUAAACGAUACACGGCCUAAAACAACUACUGGGUCAGAGGAAGGAGGAAAAAGUCACUUGGAAAGGAUUUAUCGCCGUUUGAGACAAAAAUUGUUUGAAUAUAUUUCACUUUCUUUGUUCAAAGAGGACAGAUUGACUUUUGCAAUGCAAUAUUUGCACCAGGAAGCUGUUUCUGGAGGAGGGGGACAACAUUUAUUUGCCCCAAAGGAAUGGGAAUUGUUUACUGGUGUUUUACAAUUACCUUCUGAAAAUGUAGGAGAAAAUUAUAGUCAAUUAUCCCAAAUUGGAUGGCUGUCAGAUUAUCGUGAUAAAAAACAAGCAAUUGAACUUAUUCGAACACAUUUGCCUUCUCUUUUUCAGCAAAUGCAGAUUAAUGAUCAACAGGCUUGGGCUGGUUUUAUGAAAUCGACUGAAUGUGAAAAUGCAUAUCCUCCUAGUAUUAAUUCGCGUCUUAGUGAUUUUCAGAGAGUUUUGAUUAUUCAGGUGUACUUUUCUUUUAAAAUAUUUAAGGAAAUAUUAAGACUAGUUUAUGAUGAUAAUGCGGCAAAAAUGAAAUGCACAAAUCGGUGA
Meloidogyne enterolobii is the source of this 900-nucleotide messenger RNA. The record is from the annotation of a GenBank genome assembly. Lineage: Eukaryota; Metazoa; Nematoda; Chromadorea; Rhabditida; Meloidogynidae.